Pestalotiopsis fici W106-1 is the source of this 948-nucleotide messenger RNA. RefSeq lists its product as uncharacterized. The transcript has 2 exons. Gene Ontology annotation, cellular component: peroxisomal matrix. Lineage: Eukaryota; Fungi; Ascomycota; Sordariomycetes; Amphisphaeriales; Sporocadaceae. Bases 1 to 948 code for a protein of 315 amino acids. Gene Ontology annotation, molecular function: fatty acyl-CoA hydrolase activity. The record is from RefSeq and is a predicted model, not a curated record. Gene Ontology annotation, biological process: acyl-CoA metabolic process; fatty acid catabolic process.
AUGGCUGCACGAUCCCUCCUGGGUGUACUCACUUCUGUGACCCCGGCGCCUGAAUUGGGACGUGACAUUUAUACCAACCAAGGACCUUUGAUUCAGCAACCUGUCGGAGAAGCCGCCUUUGGUGGCUCCAUUCUCAGUCAAGCCAUCUCUGCAGCCGCGGCAACGGUCCAACCACUUCUACAUGUUGUUUCGUCGCAGUCAUCCUUCCUCCGCCCUGUCCAAGCCAGCAGCCAUGUCCACUACCAUGUUGAGCGCACCUCUGAUGGCCGUACAUCUGCCACGCGUGUCGUGCGAGCAACCCAAGGCGGCGGCGGCCCUUGCCUUUACGUGGCCAUUAUCUCUUUCCAAACGCACGGCUUGGUGACGCCGGCCAACAAUGAGCAUAACGCUCUAAAGUAUGCUGAGCCCCUGCCGGACCUCGGUGGGCUCCACCCCCACAGUAUUCCAAAACAGGACUUUCCGCAGCUCUUUCAGUUGAGCGACGAAAGUCUUCAAGUCCUGUCGAAAUUUGGCGUGAGCGCUGAUGAUCCCUUUGACUGGCGACUUCUCCCGUUGGAAAAGUCGGUAUGCAAAUCCAACUCUGCACAGAUCCACACUUAUGCCUUUGUUCGUGCUGAGCCGCGGUCGACGCAUUCUGGAAUCUCUCACUUGGCCGCCAUGGCCUUCUUGUCAGACAUUUCGCUCUUGGAACUCUCACUGAUGGCCAAUUGGGAAUCGGUGCACGAGGACGCUCGAGCGUUGGCCAUGAGUACUACAUUAAACAGCCAGAUUACCUUGCAUUCCCCCACGGCGAGAAUUGACGAAUGGAUGGUGUGUGAGAGCGGCAUAUCGUGGGUCAAAGGUGGUCGAGUGACAAAUUACCAACGUUUCUGGAAUGCUGCUAAUGGUGAGAUUCUGAUGGAAUGUACUCAGGACGCCAUUAUCAAGCAUGGGCGGGCCCAAAUAUAG